Messenger RNA from Morone saxatilis (striped sea-bass), 2315 nucleotides. RefSeq names its product pleckstrin homology domain-containing family G member 3-like. The record is from RefSeq and is a predicted model, not a curated record. Gene Ontology annotation, molecular function: guanyl-nucleotide exchange factor activity. NCBI's taxonomy places the organism in Eukaryota, Metazoa, Chordata, Actinopteri, Moronidae.
UGCAGGUAAACCCAACCUGACUCUGCCGCUGGUUUCUCAUAAGGAGGCAGCCUCUCUACCGCUGAGCCCCGUAGACCCCCCAGGCCGGGCUCGCUCUCGCAGCCCCCUCAGCCCCCUCACCCCCCCUCAGUCCUCCAACGAGGGCUUCAACUGGCCCGACGUCAGAGAACUCCGCUCCAAAUACUCCGAGAAGAGUUUUGUAAGCCGGAGUCGCUCUAUCCCAGAGCAAAUGUUUGACAGUGGUCUAAGGAGGCACUCCAGCUGCUCCUCCAGCCUCCUCCCUGAAGGAGCUUCUGGAGAGGUUCCUUCAUACAAGCCUCGCAGCAGCCAGGACGCCAGCAGAGAAGAACGCAGAAAACGUCUUCACAGAGCCAAUUCUCUGGACCCUCGGAUGAGCGGAGCACAAAUGACUGAGCUGCAGAAGCUCCAGGACCAAGUUGCAAACAGCAACUCCGACGGUUACUACGUCGCAGCCGAGGCGCCGCUACCAAACGACCCUGAACACAAGAUCAUCGUCAUGGAGAAGCUUCCAGAGUCUGCGGAAACUGCUAAAGAAUCCAAAGAAGAAGAAGAAGGGGAUGAUAAAUACGUUCAGAUCCGUUCACCGACCAGCAGAGAGAAGAUCUCCAUUAUGGCUGUUAUCGACCGCUGCCGGGUCUAUCAGGAGUCUGACGAAUAUAAACAGAGGGAGGAAGUGAAAGCUAAAAGUGAGCCGGCGAGGCCCGAAGACCCGGAAGAUCAGGACGACGAGUCCCAGAGUUCAAAGUCCGGACAGAAGCCUGAAGCCGGUCCGCAGAGCAUCGUAAAGAAUCUGAGAGAAAGGUUCCAGAGCCUGAGCUGAAUAAACACAACUUCACACCAAAACUCUGAAUUAAUGAACCCAAAGAUAUAUUAAUACUUUUAAAAACAGGUUGUUAAAGUAGUGAAGAGAUGAUCCGCCUCAAGAGUUACCCAAUCAAAAGAUGAAUUAUUCUACAGCAGACAACUGUUAACAGCUGGAGAGGACAAGUCCUGCUUUAUUCCCUCUGAUUGUACGUCUAGAAGUUAUUUUGAAUCAGUGGCAAAUAUGUGUGAAGAAAUACUCACAAUGGAUGUUUAAAUGUGAAGAAAUGAAAUAAUAAAACCCAAAUUGUCAUACAUACUUAUAUGCAUAUAUAUAAUGUAUAGUGUGAUUUGAUAUCCAAAGAAGAUACAAAAAUUACUUUCUCAAGACUACGAGAGCUUUUCCCAGCGUCCUCUCUGGCAUUUUGUAGAUAAUUGUCUAGAAAUGUGUAAAUAUCUUUAUACUGUCCUCCAGUACAAGUUAUUGUCAGUCACAAUAUUUGAUAAAAGCACCUUUUUGUACAGGAUGUUAUUCUGUGUUGCUCAGAGAGAUCACUACAGGAAGGGAUUGGUCGUCUUGUAAAAGCUUCGUUGUUCAGCACAGACUUUAAUGCUCCGCUGUUACCAUUAAAGCUCACCUGUGUGGAUUCCUGCUACAAGAGGACUAACCACUAUAUCUUACCUGUCAGGUCACUUUGUUCGGUCACUUUUCUAAAAACAACUCACAGAUUCUUCUUCUGUUACGUUUCUAUUACGUGAGUGGUCCAACAUUUGGAGAAACGCUCAUGUGAACAAGAAUAAAUGUCGGACUGAAAUCUAAAUGAUUUAAUGGUUUUCUUCUGGUUUUAUGAAAAGUGUUUCUGGUAACAGUAUGGAGGACCCAACCUGCUUAACUCGGAGAAAAAUAAAUUCAGUGAAUGAUUUCAAAACCUGCUCAAGUGCUGUUGUUCAAAAAUUAAGUAAUAAAUAAAAUGACUGUGGAUUUAUGUUCUUUCAGUAGGAUUUAUUUUUCCAAUUGUGAAAACAAUUAAAAGCAGUGAUCUGAACUAUUUUACCCUCAGUACAAAUUAUGAUUAUUGUGUUUAUAUAUUUUGUGCCUUUUAUUGUCUAAUUUAUGUUACAUUUAUUUGAAUAUUUGAUUCACUUUGUUCAUUCUUUACUUCCUAUUAAGUCAGGUUUUGUUCUCCAUACACACAGUUAUAUUUAUAUAAUGCAGCUUUUAACAAAUUAGUGAGUCGAUUCUUUUUACUUGCCCAGUGGCACACUGGCAGAUUUGGGACUUGAACCUGUGACUUCCCUUUAACCACUGGACCACCCUGCACAUCAUGUUUUCACUGUUAACAGCCAGGCUUGUACGUGUACCUCCUAUUUAUUUGACCUGGUGUAAAUACAAACUGUCUGUCUCUGUCUCUGGUUAUAUGUGUGUGUGUAUGUCUAUGUACAAACAUGUUUAUAUGACCUCAAAUCUGUUCUCCAUUAAAACCAAAUGUACA